Molecule: messenger RNA, 1224 nt
Organism: Hymenoscyphus albidus
Lineage: Eukaryota; Fungi; Ascomycota; Leotiomycetes; Helotiales; Helotiaceae
Source: the annotation of a GenBank genome assembly
AACGAAGGAACCUGAUGGCAAUCACCUUGCAUAUCACGUCAGAGGGCGCGUCUCCCUAAACCUGGCAAGUACGAGUACAGCUCCUCCAGCACGCUACUAAAUUACAACAUAACCCCUCCCAACCCCGCCAUCCAACAACAACCACAAACACCCAUUCCUUCACACACACCUCCAACAAUUUCACAAUCCCAAAAUCCCCCAAAGUCCCUAACUAUCAACUCCCCAUCCCCCACCAAAAUGGCACUCGCCCCCAAAUUCGCCGCCCAGAAGUUCUCAGCUCUCUCCCAACCCCAAACACUACACACCCUCGAGCUAUUCCUCGACUACGUCUGUCCCUUCUCAGCAAAGAUGUUCAACACAGUCUACAGCGAGGUCUUCCCGUUGAUCCGAGAGAAGUACGCAGAUAAAGUGCAGGUGGUGUUUAGACAGCAGGUGCAGCCUUGGCAUCCUUCUAGUACUUUGGUGCAUGAGGCUGCUGUUGGGGUGGUGCAACUUGGGGGGAACUUUUGGGGGUUUAGUGAUGUGAGUUUUUUUGUUUUUGGUUGUUGGUUGGUGGGGUUGUUUUUUGGGGGGUUAGGGAAAGAGGGGAGGGAGGGGCUGAAGGGGAAGGAUGAGGGCUGAUGAGAUAUAGAUUCUGUUUAAGGAUGCGAAGAGUUAUUAUGAUGUUAAUGUUGUGAAUGAGACGAGGAAUCAGACGUAUGGCCGGUUGGCGAAGUUGGGUGCUAAGGCGGGAGUUGAUGAAGAUUCUCUCUUGAAAUUGCUACUUAUUAGUGAUAAACCUGGUGAGGAUGGAAGUCUUAACACCGGCAAUGGGGUUACGAAUAACUUGAAGGUUCGUCUUUCUUCUUCUUCCCAUUCCUGCUUUCUUCUUGGGGAUGUGAUGAGGGAUGGGGUAGAGGCGGGAAUAUUGGAUAAGGAAGAAAGGACAUGCUGAUGAGAUGAGAUGAUAGGUUCUGAUUAAGAUGAAUCGACUUGUUGGUGUUCAUGUCUCUCCAACGGUCAUUUUUGAUGGCGUUGUAGAGAAUAGUAUCAGUUCAAGCUUUACGGGAAAGCAGUGGGCUGAAUGGUUGGAGUCGAAUGUUGCCUGAAGGGUUGUUUGAAGGAAGCAAGGCUUUAUGAGGGUGGGUUUGGUAUGGUGAGGUAUGCGCUUGGAGGUUUUCAUAAUGGGUAUUUUAUAGCUGGAGUUGAGAAUACCUUGUGAUAAUACAAAAUUUUCUUCGAUGA